GAAAUCACACAAACCCAACCACAAAACCCUAGCACUGUAAGCCUACACCACCGCCACAAGGAGUGGCAUACUGCCGCCGUCCGUCGCACUCAAAGUUCGCCAUCCGUCAUCUAGCUUCCCUCGUGCUCCAAGUCUUCAACCCCUGUUCGCUGUCACCGAUCGCGGUUGCUUCCUCGAGCUCGGCGUCCGUCGUCUUUGUCUGCUCAGCCGCGCUUCCGUCGCCGUUUGUUUGCCGUUCACGUUCGCGUCUUCGUUCGCGUUCUUCGCCGUUCGCGUUCGCUCGGCGUUCACCGUUCGCGUUCACUCGCUGUUCACCGUUCGAGUUCGCGUUCGUCUGGAAGCCACGUUGCUCUGCUUCAAACUCUGCGACCAACCCGCGCCUCCACUCAGCCGUCGAACUGCUCUCUUUUGUCCCCGCCCUCAGUCUCUCUACCAAACGCUAUCUCAGUCUCAGAGAAGAAAAUGGCGAUGUUGGGUUCGUUUCAACGCGCACGAGCCACCAUGCUUUCUUCUUCAUCCCUCAAGCUACGCCUCUGCCUCACUAACACUUGCAGGUCUCUAAGUACCUCCGCACUUCCAACCAACGACUUUCACAGAUUCCCUCCCAACUCUGAUCAUAACCGCCAUGGUGUUGAACCCACUUUCAGAGAUUCCUCUCAACAUUUCAAUCCACAAACCCAAAAUCACCAUGGAAACCCUCAUCCUAUCAAUAAUUUCCCUCACCAGAACCAGAAUCAGAACCCCUAUCAACCUCACAAUGCGACUCGUCAGUUUCCCGAGCGGGGUCAAAACCAUACUCAUAAUCAGUGGAGUCAAAACUAUCCUCAACAGAGACCAACACCACCACCCACAUCCCAAAAUCAGAACUUUCAGCCACCCCAUUACCAAAAUCAAUGGAACAAUCCGAACCAGGGUAACCCUAACCAAUGGAACCCUAGGAAUCAAGGCUAUCCACAACCUCCCCAAUUUCGAAACCCUAACCAGUUCAACCCACAAGGUUCUCUACCAGGGCAAGCUCACGUUCCCGUAGCUCCUCCUCCUUCUCCUCCUCCUCCUCCUUCGCCAGCCCCUUCAAUUGUUGAUUUGAGACGUGUGUGCCAGGAGGGGAGGGUUAAGGAAGCAAUUGAGUUGAUGGAGAAAGGGGUGAAAGCCGAUGCUUCUUGCUUUCAUUUGCUCUUUGAUUUUUGUGGCAAAUCCAAGUCCCUUGAGGAUGCCAAGAAGGCACACGAUUACUUUCUGCAAUCAACUUGCAGGAGUGAUCUCAAUUUGAACAACAAGGUCAUUGAAAUGUAUGGGAACUGCAAGAGCAUGACUGAUGCACGAAGGGUGUUUGAUCAUAUGCCCAACAGGAAUAUGGAUUCUUGGCACUUGAUGUUGCGCGGUUAUGCCAAUAGCACAAUGGGGGAUGAUGCCUUGCAGCUGUUUGAUCAAAUGAAUGAGUCCGGUUUGGAAAUUUCAUCGGAGACUUUGCUAGCUGUGUUAUCAGCUUGUGCUAGUGCUGAGGCUGUGGAAGAUGCUUUCCUUCAUUUUGAGUCCAUGGAAAGCAAGUAUGGGAUUAAACCUGGUUCGGAGCACUAUAUGGGGCUUUUGGAUGUUCUUGGACAAUCUGGAUAUCUCAAGGAAGCCGAGGAGUUCAUCAAGGAGUUGCCAUUCGAGCCCACAGUGACUGUUUGGGAGACUCUGAAGAACUAUGCUCGAAUUCAUGGGGAUGUUGAUCUUGAAGACUAUGCAGAAGAGAUAGUGUUGAGUCUUGACCCAUCAAAGGUUGUUGCCAAUAAGAUCCCCACGCCACCGCCAAGGAAGUACACUGCAAUUAACAUGCUUGAUGGCAAGAAUAGAAUUAUUGAGUACAAGAACCCGACGCUUUACAAGGAUGAUGAGAAGCUGAAAGCUUUGAGUGGGAUGAAGGAUGCUGGAUAUGUUCCUGAUACAAGAUAUGUUCUUCAUGACAUUGAUCAGGAAGCAAAGGAGCAAGCAUUGUUGUACCACAGUGAACGUUUAGCGAUUGCUUAUGGCCUCAUUAGUACUCCACCAAGAACACCUCUUAGGAUCAUCAAGAAUCUUCGAGUGUGCGGUGAUUGUCACAAUGCCAUCAAGAUCAUGUCUAGGAUUGUAGGGAGGGAAUUGAUUGUUAGAGAUAACAAAAGGUUUCACCAUUUCAAGGAUGGAAAAUGCUCUUGUGGGGAUUACUGGUGAAGGAAAGCAUAUAGACUCCAAAUUCUACUAAUUCUACUACAAUGAUAUGAAUAUAUCGUUAUGCUAUUUGGUGGUCCCUUGUGUACAAAGAAAACAAAUGGAGGCUUCAAUAGUGAUAGGGCUAGGAUAUUAAGUAUGCACUUACGCGGUAUGCAGUGAUUUAAACAUGUAUUUUUGCUUCCUGUUUUAAUAUUCAUCAAAUUCAUGUUGCUCUCUCCAA
Arachis stenosperma is the source of this 2416-nucleotide messenger RNA. RefSeq names its product pentatricopeptide repeat-containing protein At2g15690, mitochondrial-like. The record is from RefSeq and is a predicted model, not a curated record. The coding region runs from base 463 to 2196 and encodes 577 amino acids. Gene Ontology annotation, biological process: RNA modification. Gene Ontology annotation, molecular function: protein binding; zinc ion binding; RNA binding. NCBI's taxonomy places the organism in Eukaryota, Viridiplantae, Streptophyta, Magnoliopsida, Fabales, Fabaceae. The transcript is spliced from 2 exons.